Messenger RNA from Acytostelium subglobosum LB1, 600 nucleotides. RefSeq lists its product as hypothetical. NCBI's taxonomy places the organism in Eukaryota, Evosea, Eumycetozoa, Acytosteliales, Acytosteliaceae. Bases 1 to 600 code for a protein of 199 amino acids. The record is from RefSeq and is a predicted model, not a curated record. The transcript is spliced from 3 exons.
AUGGGAGCAGUUGGAAAAGCAAGAGUAUUUUUGUGGACAUUCACUAUAUUGAUUAUGGUGGCAGGUAGUUUAGGAUCGAUUAUAUACAACAAACCAUUGGGUCUAAAAGGUUUUGGUAACAAGACUAUACUGGGAACUGUAUAUUGGAAUGCCGUCAUUGCCCUGAAUGCCAUAUACUUAGUUGGUACUGGUCUGGAGAUCAUCAGUAGAGCUUACCUUGUUAUGGUCGGUUCAACAUGUAGUGAACAACGUAGACAGUUCCUCUGUUGUUUCCUUUACUCAAUGUCCAAUUGGUGGAAACUGAUGGUUAUCAUGGGAGCCAUUAUACUUGUUAUUGAAGGAGCAUUGACUGGUGUUAUGAUCUGGUUAGAGACCUUUGCAAAGAUUGAUAUCAUUAGACUUGCAAUCACCGAUGGUAUUACAUUGCUUCAGUUGUUCUUCUCAAUCAUCAGUUUGGUUGUAUCGAAGCGACUUCAAAAGAAACAGGACGAAGAGGAGGAGCAACUCUACGGUCAGAUCAAGGAGGAUUACAAACAGAAGGACCUACCACCUGCCACCAUCAAGUCUGCAAGUGAGCCAGCUGGUAUCGUCAGGUCCUAG